AAGAACAGCCUGUUAUUCGAAGAACGUGAAAAAUGGCUGAAAGUGUAAAGGUAGCGGUGCGGGUUCGCCCAUUCAAUUCAAGAGAAACCAGCAGAAAUGCCAAGCUUAUCAUUGAAAUGUCGGGGAAAACCACAGAGAUCAUGGACCCCGAAAACAUGUCUGCCGAACCUCGACGUUUUGCGUUUGAUUACUCCUACUGGUCACAUGAUCAGUUCAAUGAGAACAGCGAAGGCUAUUUAGAACCAUCUGGAGGCAAAUAUGCAGAUCAGAGAGUUGUGUUUGACGACCUUGGCCGGGGAGUGCUGGACAACGCCUGGAAGGGGUAUAACUGUUCACUGUUUGCGUACGGCCAGACUGGAAGUGGCAAGUCCUACUCCAUGGUGGGCUAUGGCAGCAACAAGGGGAUUGUUCCGAUUUUCUGUGACGAACUGUUCAAGGCAGUGGAGAGCAAACGAUUGAGUGCUGGAGCUGAUGAGGAAUACCAGGUUACCUUGGGCAUGUUGGAGAUCUAUAAUGAACAAGUACGUGACUUACUCAACCCUAAAACGAUUAGCCAGAAAGGAGGGCUGAAGGUACGACAGGACCCUAAAAAGGGUUUCUAUGUUGAACAGCUGACAUCUUGCCCAGUAAACAGUUACAAAGAGAUAGACAACAAGAUUAAUGAAGGCACUCGUAACAGGACUGUGGCUUCCACCAACAUGAAUGCCACCAGCAGUCGAGCCCAUACCAUUGUGGCCAUCACUUUCACUCAGAAGACCCCCAAUGAGACUGGACAGAGCAUGACAAGGACCGCUGUAGUCAAUCUUGUAGAUCUGGCAGGGAGUGAGAGGGCUGACUCGACUGGGGCUACAGGCGACAGACUUAAGGAAGGCUCCGCCAUUAACCAGUCUCUCAGUUCCCUUGGUAACGUUAUCAAGGCUCUGGCUGAUCUAUCAACUGGGAAGAAGAAAACUGUCGUGCCGUACCGUGACUCGGUGCUGACCAAACUAUUACAGAAUGCCCUGGGAGGCAACAGUAAAACCAUCAUGUGAUGGAGAUGUUGAAAAAAGGCGGGCUGUCUCCUGAGAUGGCAGCAGCUUUGAUAGCUGGAGGAGGAGUAGGCGGAGGAGGAGGUGGAGAUAGUGGUGGUUCAUCUAAUUCAGAUGAGGAGGUUGACGAGAUGAAGAAACAGUUGGAGGAGCAGGUGAGGAAGAACCAGGAGGAGAUGGAGAACAUGAAAAAGACUUGGGAGGAGAGAAUGCAGGAGAACAAAGGCAGCAUAUCGGCCAACAUGGAGGAAGACAACAAAAGACAGGAAGACAGGAAGGUAAUACCUCACUUCUGGAAUCUAAAUGAGGAUGCCGCCCUCACAGCCAUGGUUGUUCAUUUCGUUAAUGAAGGAACAUCCAAGUUGGGAAACAAGAAGGCGAACCCACCAGCGGAGAUCACAUUGUCCGGGUUAAGUAUACUGCCUGCCCAUGCUGUUGUCACCAAUAAGAACAGCAAUAUAUCAAUCAAACCACUGGAAAAAGCCAAAAUUCUUGUGAAUGGUCAGAGAAUUAUCAAGGAUACUCAGCUCCAUCACAAUGACAGAUUACUUUUUGGUGCCAACAACAUGUAUGUGUUUCACCAUCCUCAAGAUGAAGCUAAAAGCAUGAAAGAGGGCAAGAAAACUGAAACACCUACAUUUGAUUCAGCCCAGGAGGAGAUAGCUCAGAAAGCUGGUCUAAUGAACACUGAGGGGAAAUCUGCAGAGGAUAUGAUUCUACAGGAGGAGGUGGUCCAAAUGUUACAGCUGGUCAAUGAGGCUAAUGCUAUGUCCGAGGAAUUGGAAAAGAAGGUCAAGUUUGAGGUCGCCCUCGUUUCACCUCAGGCACGUGGCCUUAAGGAUGGUCGUACAGCGGUGAUGGUAAAAAUGAUCAAUCAGGUAAAUGGUAAUGAGUGGAUGUGGGACAAAAACAAGGCAAUCAACCGGAAGUCCCUCAUGCAGGAGAUCUACCAGGAUUUCGUGUCCGGGGAGGAGAACUGGGACGUCCCAAAGGAACGAGAUCCAUUUUGGGAACCUGCUGAUCAAGAAAUAUUGAUAGGAACUGCCCAUGUUCAUCUCAUGUCUCUGGCACAUGCUUUAGAUAUUGAAGAGACACUGGUCAUUACAGACUAUAAGGGCAAGGGAAUGGGUCAUGUGAGUGUUAAAUGUCUACCAUGUACAAGUGAUUACGAAAAAUUGGAUGAGGACUAUUUCAUUGAUGAUCCUGCUGACCUGAUCGGAAAAGAUUUCUACUUCAUUUUCAAGAUUGAAAACUGCAGAGGACUCCCCGCAAAUAUAGCAAAGAGUUGCUGUAAAUACAAACAGUAUACUGAUGACAAGUUAACAGAGACAAAUGAGGUUGAUAGUAUGAAUCCAGAAUUCAAAUUUGAAAAGAGGCACAAACAGACACCAGUCACGGAGCAAUACGUCUCCUAUUUAAAAGAAGGCUCCAUUGUGAUAGAGGUGUGGGGAAGACAAAAGGGCGACUCCCAGGGAGGUGCUCCCUCAAAAGGACCUGCAGCCAAAUCUGCAGCUAAGCCUGCAGCCAAGCCUGCUGCCAAUAAUACACAGAAAAAAGCGGACAACAAGGCAUCUGUGAAUGACAACAAAAGUAAACCCACCCCAGCUCCAGCACCAGUUGUAAAACAGGACCCAAAGAUGGCAGCUGAGUUAGACAAUUACCAAAAACGUACUACUGAAGCAGAGGGCAAACUGGGAAGUAUUCAAGAUCAGAUAGCUGCAAAACGCAAGAAAGGUGAAACAACUAUAACAAUUGAAGAACUGGAAGCCAUGUUGGGUGGAGGUGGAAAUGUAAACCAUACUAGAAAUGAGAACCUGGGUGAAAAUACCUCAAAAGCCUGUGUUAUCCAAUAGGAAUCUUGUGAACAAUAUCCUCUAAUCAAAUUAGUAAAAUAAACAACUUAAGGGUUAUGGUCUUAGAAAAUAGGACUUAUACAGGCAUUCGUUGUAUAAUAAAAUAAUAUCAAUCUGCUGAAUCAUAUGCUCCAAUAACAAUUUUCACUGCCUAGUCAGUUGAAAAUUACUAUUUCUAUUACAUGGUGUCUCUCAUUGACUAAUUCAACAUAAAAGCAAAGUCCACUUUUCAUAAAAAAUUUUGGAACUAAUUAACUGAACAUCUGUACAGUAAUUAUAUGAUAAAAUUAACAAAUAUGCAAUGGAUACAUUAAUCAGAUUUGUAUAACUUGUUAACAAGGUUGUGAACUGUUCAUUGUUGUCAUUUAUAUUAAACAUAUUGAUUUAUAUUUUUUAUAGAAAUCACUCCUAAUGUGAAUAUUAAAUUGUCAUGUUGAUCUUUACAAAUUCUUAAGAAUAUGCAUUAUGUAUAUGUGAUUGUUACUUUUUUGUAUAAUGUCUUUCAAAAUCAAAAUCUAUUGUUCUAGUCUCCCUAUCUGUAUGCCACACCUGGGAUUGCGUAAUUAGAUACUGUAUGGAUACAUACCAAUAUUACAACUGUGAUUGUACCUAUGUCACACCUGGGAUUUUGUAGUUAGGUACUUUAGAAGUAUGCACCUUGGUUAUAAGGUGAAUUGAUGCGGGUGAGGGAUGAUUAUAGAGACUUUAUAAUAAUAUGCUUUUUUUGUAGAUGAACAUUAUACAUGUAUGUGGUUAUUUUUUAUGUUACAAUAUACACGUGGUGAAAUUCAUUAACCAAAUGUAUCUUUAUACAGGUUUAUUUUUUAAAUUCUAUUUGAUCUUUAUUUCGUUACAGCUGUCAUCGUUAUUAUUUACUAAGAGAGGUUUUAGGAUGAUAUAAUGUACAAAUAUGUGCGUAAUUCUGAACUGUAUUUUACUUCUUGUAUUGACAUUAGAGGGUAAAUUAAAACCCUAUAGCUAUGUUUAUAAUGUACCCUAGAGGUGUGUAUUUUAAGGCACUCUUAGUGCAUUAAUGAAAUGUUAUUGACAGAUUGGAUGAAUUGAUGACCCAAGCUACAUGUCAUACAAAACAAUAACAGGAAACUUAAUUGGCGUGGGUUUUAUUUAGAGCUAUGUUUGCAGUGCGAAAACCGCCAAAAUACCUUUACAAAUUCCAUCUAAUAAUACAUAUCUAUGAUAGGGUUGAUUCAGGUCAGCUGAGAACUCAUUCUCACUUUCUUGGUUUUAGAGUUAGAAUUAUAUGACACCUUCAAUCUGAUACCAAGUUACCAGAUUUUAUUUUCAUGAGAUUCUUUUCCUGAAUGUUAUUCAAUAAAAGUGAUAUUAUUGUGUACUUCUUUUCAACUUUUCACUUAUUAAGUCCUCACUAAUAUUAUGAAAUACUCACUAAUAUUAUGAAGUCCUCACUAAUGUUAUGAAAUCCUCACUAAUAUUAUGAAGUCCUCACUAAUAUUAUGAAGUCCUCACUAAUGUUAUGAAGUCCUCACUAAUAUUAUGAAGUCCUCACUAAUAUUAUGAAGUCCUCACUAAUAUUAUGAAGUCCUCACUAAUGUUAUGAAAUCCUCACUAAUAUUAUGAAGUCCUCACUAAUAUUAUGAAGUCCUCACUAAUAUUAUGAAAUCCUCACUAAUGUUAUGAAGUCCUCACUAAUGUUAUGAAAUCCUCACUAAUGUUAUGAAGUCCUCACUAACGUUAUGAAGUCCUCACAAAUGUUAGAAAUCCUCACUAAUAUUAUGAAGUUCUCACUAACGCCAUGAGGUCCUCGCCAAUAUUACUAAGACCAAUAGUUUAGGGUGGAUAAUUCUCUACCACAACAUCACAAUGUGAUUUUAUAUUGCAGCUAUUUUUCUUUCUUCUUUCUUACAGAAUUAUACAGUUGUCACCUGGUAUCUAUCUUGACAUAAACACUUUAAUUUGUUUUUUUUAUGAUAUAGUAUAGUCAUGUCAGUCAUAAUCUGAAAAACAAAAUCAAAAUUAAUUGAUGAUAAACCGAACUGAUUGGUAUAUAAUGUGCUGUGUCUUUCAUUAUAAUGAGCCAUGAUACAUCAUUGGUGAUAUGUUUGAUAAGCUAGACGACUGUGACAAACAAUCGUAAGUUGUAAAUAACCUGUGAACUGUCCAUAAUGGUGUGUAUUAGCUAAACUUUGUGUUUCAUUAAUGUCAUCGCUACAUCUAACAAGCAGUCAUUGCUUUAUGUACAGAUGUCUAUAUUAAGUAAUGGGUAUAUAGAUGUUUACUUGUUAAUAUGCAUACCAAAAUACAGUGAAAGGUUUACAGUUACAUGACUUCCAUUUCAGUAAUAUUUACAUCGUAAACAAUAUCCCUAUUCCUGCUGGCAGGUAUCGUCUAAGGGUCUGGGAACUGAACCUCGAAAAGUCCCAUCGUAGUGCCUAAAUUAUUACUUUUAUUCUUAAAAAUACGAUAACCUUUCUUAAAUCUGAACUUUAAAAAUAUAUAUGUGUGUGUAUUUGUAUUUAUAGAUACUUCUCAAAAAUGCUGUUUCUUCAGAUAUCAUAGAGUUACUAGAUUCCGGAACACCUGAUCUCCAUGGAAAUCUUUAUAUCUUUUGUUCACGUUUUAGUCUCGUUUUAUCGAUUCUGAUAUAGAAUCAUGGUUUCGGUGUUAUAUCUGUAUUUUCUGUUAUUUAUGUAAAUUAACAUUUCAGGAUCCUGGGUCAUAUUAGUGAUUGUUCUUAUACGGUCGGGAGUUUAGUUCAUAAUGUUUUAUAGUAACACUUAUCAUAGAAAUGAGUACAGAAUGUUUAUUUCUGAAAACAGCAAGGCUACUUUGGCGUUGAUAGUAUUAAAGACAUGUGUGACCAGUAGUGGUUGUAUACAUUUCUAGACUCUAUACUUGGCUUCAUUUACAUGCUAUAAAUGUACCCGAGGUCGUUUCGAUAUUUUCAUCCAUAACCUGCGCAUAUUGAGCCAGUUGUUAUUUGGUAGUAUGCAUAUCUGGUGUAGGGAUUAUAUUACUUAAAUAAAACGUUAAUUCUGUAAAUGCUGCAUUUCGUUACGGUUAUUACAAAAAAUAAUUUAUCUAAAAAAAGUAAAUCAUCUGUUUAUUGUCUGAAUUGAAUGGAAAUCAAGUUGUCUUGCUCAAUGUAAACUGUCAUUAUCCUGAUAUGGAUGCUGUCUAAAGCACUGACUCACUAAAGUGGUUCAUCUUACUGUUAUUGAUAUAAUAUAUUAUAGUUAAUGUCAUGUCUCUUGUCAUUGACGAUAUCUAUUCCGUCCUUUGGUUGAUGAAAACUACUCGGGGUUUUCCGAGAGCUUCGUGAUAUAUGAAAUACAUGAUUACUUGUUUUCUUUUAUUUAUUUGAGAAAAUUUACACAUAAAUUUCAAAAAAUUACAUAUAAAUUCCGGUAGGCCUUAUAAUCAUUAUAUGCUCUUCCCAAUUUUUUUUUUUUGAAGUAAAUUGCUUUUUAUUUAUAACAUAUCCAUUACUUUCAUAUUUGAAAAAUCUAAAUGACUGACAACCAACAAUGAUAAAACCUACACUGAUUGGAUAUUUGUUUACCAAAAUAUAAUGGUAUGAUAAGUUGAUAAUGUUGUUCUAAUAUAUAUUUACUGUGUGCAAUGAUCUAAAUCGUUAAUGAAAUUAAAUACUUUAUUCCUUAU
Molecule: messenger RNA, 6523 nt
Organism: Pecten maximus
Lineage: Eukaryota; Metazoa; Mollusca; Bivalvia; Pectinida; Pectinidae
Product: kinesin-like protein KIF28P
Biological process (GO): microtubule-based movement; cytoskeleton-dependent intracellular transport
Cellular component (GO): microtubule; kinesin complex
Molecular function (GO): microtubule binding; ATP hydrolysis activity; ATP binding
Source: RefSeq, a predicted model, not a curated record